CUUUACUGGCAGACUGUGAAGGAAACCAUCCAAGGUACAAUCCAAAAACGAGUGGAUUGUGGUAAAAUAUAACAAGAAGCUCUUGUCUCAACUACAAGAGGAUCUAAGGAAAAGUUUACAUUCUUCCUUAGCGGAGUUUGCAGUGUUGUUUUGGAGUCAUGUGUUGUGGAGGGUGUGCAAAGUGCCUUGGAGUUGUUCUCAUUCCUCUGGCCAUACUAUGUACCAUUGCCAAUAUUCUGUUGUUUUUCCCUGGAGGAACUAUUCAAGAGAAGGACCAUAUUUCAGAUGAAGUCUGGUACUUUGGAGGCAUCUUGGGUUCUGGUGUACUGAUGUUUUUUCCUGCCUUGGUCUUUUUGGGGCUUAAGAAUAACGAUUGCUGUGGAUGUUGUGGUAAUGAAAGCUGUGGAAAGAGGUUUGCGAUGUUUUCUUCGAUAAUAUUUGCCGCAGUGGGUUUUGUGGGUGCCGGGUACAGCUUUAUUGUGUCAUCUGUGGCUCUGCACAACGGCCCGAAAUGUUACAGUAUGGAAAACACAAACAAAACCAUAUGGCAAUAUCCAUUUCAGGAUGGGGACUACCUAACAGACAAGGAACUGUGGAGUAAAUGCCAGUCACCAGAAUCCAUUGUGCCUUGGAAUUUAACUCUCUUCUCUCUGCUGCUGGUCAUGAGUGGAGCUCAGAUGGUGCUCUGUGCCAUUCAGGCUGUCAAUGGACUGCUUGGCACAAUCUGCGGGGACUGUAAAUGUUGCGGCUGCUGCAAAGGAGAUGGAGCAAUUUAAGCUGCAUGAAGAUUGCUGACAAUGCAAAGAAUGUCCUUCCAGACUUCCCUCUUGAUCUGAUGGUCUAAGUGCCUUUUGCAAGUUGUAAGAUGAGGAGUAUUUCCUCAUUCUUUCAGAGGAACCCUGAUAGCCUUUCAUUGACAUUUCACAGCUCCUAAUGAAUUUAGCAGUAGUUUGACCUAUAUUGUAUUUAUUUGUGUAAUAAGCAUUUUUCCAAAACAAACCUUUGGGGAAAGAAAUGUGCUUCUUUCUCUCACUAGUCAAACUUUUUUCCUGAGAGCAAAAUGCUCUGUACUAUGAGUGGGGUAAGAGGACAGAGCGCAGCAGGGGGAAUGCAGCUGAAUUUGCCCUGGCACAUGUAUUCUUAGGAAACUAAACCAGCUUCCCUUCUUUCACUGUGUUACUUUCCCAGUCAGCAACCAUUUGCUCCCUGCCUAACAUUCCCUUUCCUUCUAGGCUGCUUCUGGGCAACCAGUUCAUAUCAUAGGUCACCUUUACAACAGUCGACUAAUUAGGAUUGCCAUGUAUGUAAACAGGCAAAAAUAAAGAAAUCUGCCACCUUCCCCUUUCUCCCCAUCACGGUGAUAGAUUCAAAAAAGCUUUAUCUGUUGAUUUCUGUCAGUCCCUGCACUUCCAAUGGAGACUUCAAGAGGACUGAAAAUGGAUCUACAGUAUCUGCUUCCCCUUCCAAGUCUGAGGGUGUUGCUUCAGGGCAGACAUCCCUAAUCUGGUGUCCUUCAGAUGAUGAUAGAUUACAACACUGGAGAAGAUGAGCACUGUAAUUCAACACAUCUGAGGGGUACCAGGUUGUUGCUUUACCUUGCAACUGUGCAUACCAGUCAGCACUAUGCACUGGCCUGGUUUGCACAAGACAACAACCCACCAUAGGUGAAUUUACCUUGAGCAGUUGCAGCAUGUGCCAGGCACCAUCAUGGGUAGGGAACCCCAGCUAGGCUAGGCAAUGCUACAGCUCAUCCUGUCAUGCCAACCGGACUGAUGAGGGUUGUUUUAAGGGUUAACCGCUGUUUUUUCAGGGUUAAACCACUCACUGUGGCUUAGCCCUCAAAGUACUGAUGGGCUGCCCUUUGAAUAGGAUCUGUGCUGGGUCUUGCUUGUGAAGCUGCAAGAGGACAGUCCUUGUGAAUCCAGAGUUGGUUCUGGGCUUCCUGGCUGACAGACUAGCCCAUGCCAUCUUCUCAUAUCAGAAAGACACCAAGAUGUACGUGCUCUUAGCCCGGAGGAGGCUUCUGUGCAUUUGAUUGCUGCUUCACCAAGAGAGGGUAAACUGAAGCAGAUUUUCAUGGCAACUGUGAGGUGAGGGACAUUCCCGACCACAUCUGUUAAAAGCACAGAAGCUUAUGAACUCAUGAAGGCUACAGGUGAAUUCCCUGUCUUGUCCCUAAAGGGGGAAACCUUCAGUGGUUUCAUUUCUUUGUGUUAUUGUGCCUUUCUAGACAGAGGAGCAAGGCCAGGGGAAAAAAGUUUUCAACCCUGGUGGUCUGGCAUCAAGCCUUACCUUUGCUGAGAAUCUGAUAAUACAACUGCAGCUGCCAUUUCAUUACUGUUCUUGUUUUAUUUUAUGUGCAUGGAGCUUCAGUUCCACAAGGCUGUGCCAUUUUCCCAAAGAUUUCUUUGUAUAUACUUACAUGAAGACCUUUGUGCUGAAAAAUAUUCUGCAAACCAUUAAAGGUGUUUCUUUUUC
Varanus komodoensis (Komodo dragon) is the source of this 2478-nucleotide messenger RNA. RefSeq names its product transmembrane 4 L six family member 4 (gene TM4SF4). NCBI's taxonomy places the organism in Eukaryota, Metazoa, Chordata, Lepidosauria, Squamata, Varanidae. The transcript has 5 exons. Gene Ontology annotation, cellular component: membrane. The coding region runs from base 159 to 776 and encodes 205 amino acids. The record is from RefSeq and is a predicted model, not a curated record.